GCAGCCAACCUCUGGUCUAGAAUCUGGAGGCCCCUCCCUUCUCCCACCCACCCUCCCUUCCGCCUCUUCUGUGCUUUGUACAAAUGCAGGCAGUUUAGACAGACGCUGGGCUGCCCCCUGAGCCAGAGAACACCAACUUCUCAGUUCCCAGUUGAAAGUGAACACAGCAGGUUCCUUGCUAUCCACAAAAUGGAAGGGAGAAAACUUUGGUGGGGCACUGUCACGCCUUCAGGAGAAGACCUGCCUUGGUGCAACAUCAUGGGACUGUACUGAAUAUAGUCAUCGUCAUUCCCUAUUGGAAAAAUGACAGAGGCGAUCUCCCACUUCCCAACUAUGGAAUCGGAGAACUCCAGCGCUGCUAGACAUCUUGGAUCCUGCUUCAGGGGAGUGAAUGUCAGCGAGGAGUACAAAGAACACCUAGCAUCUCCUUGGUUCGCCACAACAUUUGGCCUGAUUGGCCUCUUCUCCAACCUUUUUGCCUUGUGCGCUCUGGUCAAUUCCUCCAGGAAGAUGCAGAGCCCGUCUGGUUCCUCCUUCUUAGUCUUCCUCUGUGGCUUGGUGGUGACGGACUUCAUGGGCCUUCUGCUCACUUUCGUCAUUGUGAUUCCCUACCACUUCCUCCGCUUUGACUGGACGGAUGUAGAUCCUGGAUGCCACCUCUGCAACUUCAUGGGCUUCAUCAUGGUCUUUUUCGGGCAAUGCCCUCUCUUGUUAGGGGCCACCAUGGCUGGGGAGCGUUUUGUGGGUAUCAACCGACCCUUUUCCCGGUCUGCUGGUAUUUCCAAACGGAGGGCCUGGACCUUGGUGGGUGUAGUGUGGGCCUUGGGUUUCUUUUUUGGUCUCUUACCCUUCUUUGGGCUGGGGCACUAUAGCCUGCAGUACCCCAACUCCUGGUGUUUUCUCACUUUGGUCCAUGAUGCCCGAAAUGUUGUGUUCUGCUUCCUGUUUGCCCUGUUGGGCCUCCUUUCUGUGGGUCUUUCCUUCCUCUUCAAUACAGUCAGCGUGGUGACCCUUUGCCGAGUCUAUCAUGACUCUGAGUCCGUGCAACGCCGGAGGGACAGCGAGGUGGAGAUGAUGGUCCAGCUUUUGAUGAUCAUGGUUAUCGCAAGUGUCUGUUGGCUUCCCUUGUUGAUACUCAUUCUCCAGACAUCUCUUCAAGAACCACCUUCUAACCUGCCCCCCAAUCAGAUCCCAGAGGAAACUGAGAAGUUGCUGCUCAUCUGCCUUCGGGUGGCCACUUGGAACCAGAUUCUCGAUCCCUGGGUCUACAUCCUCUUCCGCCGAGCAGUGCUGAGACGCAUCUACCCCAGCUUCAAGUCCAGGCCUUCUAUUGUCUCCCUCUACCCGGUGCUCAACCCAUCCCUACGGAGGAAAUUUACUCAGGAAUCGGUGUUUCAGUAGCAAGAUCUUGUGUUGAGCCCAAGUGAGGUCCAGCUCAUAGGAUUCCUUCUUUAACAGGGCAAGAGAGCUCUGGAGUGCUAUGCUUUACUGGUGGUCCUCGACUUACGACCAACAAUUAGGCCCGAAAUUUCCAUUGCUAUGCAAGACAGUUGUUAAGCGAAUUUAUGAUGCUUCUUGAAACAGUUGUUAAGCGAAUCACCGUAAUUGUUCAAUUAGCAACACGGUUGUUAAGUGAAUCCGGCUUCCCCACUGAAUUUGCUUGUCAGAAAGUCGUAAAAGAGGUCAUAUGAUCCCAGGACAUUAUAACUGACAUAAAUACAUGCCGGUUGCCAAGUAACCGAAUUUUGAUCAUGUGACCAUGGGGAUGCUGCAGUGGUCGUAUAAGUAUGAAAAAAAGAUAAAUCACUUUUUUCACUGCCACUGUAAAUUUGAACAGCCACUAAAUAAAUGGUUGUAAGUCGAGGACCACCUGAUCUAUACCUAUGCUGCUUGAUAGUUUGCAUUGGGGUAAAGACCCUGGGAGUGUACUAUGACUUAUCUCUAAGCUACAGUAUAAGUAUAAGGGCAGUGGUUAGAAUGCAGUACUGCAGGCUAUUUCUGCUGACUGCUGGCUGCCUGCAAUUUGGCAGUUCAAAUCUCACCAGGUCACCAGGUCACCAGGUUCACUCAGCCUUCCAUCCUUCCGAGGGUGGAAAAAUGAGGAGUCAAGUUGUUGGGAUAAGUAUGCUGACUCUGUAAAUCAUUUAAAGAGGGCUAUAAAGCACUGUAAUGCGGUAUAUAAGUCUAAGUGCUAUUGCUAUUUCUAUUGCCGAGGUUCCAAGUAAUGAACCCAACCAACCCGGCAAUUCUUCAGACUUUCAGCUUUCUCAAAGAACUGCUUUAUUGAGUACAUCAUAUGGGCACUUUUGAAAUGCAAAACCAGCUCUGGUUAUUUCCCGUGCUUUCAGUAUAGUUCAAGAACAGGCGGCCCCCUCCCUCCUUGUCACUGGUCACAUUGUCCAAUUAGGUUUUCUGGCAUCUCUUUGGUAACAUCUUCCAGUCUCUACCUGGCACCUGUUGGGAUGACCUUGGUUCCCACGAGAUAGUAAAGUGUUGAUGUCUGGUCUGACAUUCCAGAGUGCAUUCGUUCCCCCUGCCUAAAGUGUGUGAAGCUGAGAAAUGGAGAAAAUGGCUGCGACAGGCCAACCUGUUUCAAAGUUGAGAGCUAUUCCAUUGGAUGUGGCCUUUCAGCUCCAGAAGCUCCUGCCAUGGUACAACCCAUAGCCCCAAAUGUAGCAUGUAGCUUCACAUUGGAAUCUUUCCAAGAGUAGGAAGGACAGUUCCUCAGAAUGGAAGAAAGGCAGGAAGAUACAAGUAGGCCUCAAAUUACAACUGGUAGCUUAGUGACCGUUUGAAGCUCCAGCCAACCCACCCCAAAAGCUGCUUACAAUACAAUUCCAAAGUUCUGAUGUCACCCUCAUCCCUUGCAGUCACUUUGGGAUGUAACUGGGCCACCCUUAUGGCAGUUUGCGGUACUCCACAGUUACGUAGCCAUGAUUUGCGAAGGUUUUGCCAGAUUUCCAGCAAAACCCAGCCCAUAGAAAACAAUGGAUUCACUUAAAAACGGGUGAAAUGCUCCCGGUUCGGACCGGAUCGCCCGAUCCAGUAGCAAUGGCAGCAGGUAGUUUGGAGAACUGGUAGCAAAAAUCCCUGCCCUCCCCGCAUGCCCAGCUGAGCCGUGCAAUCAUCAGAGGUUUUUUUUGUUUUUUUUACUUUUAAAAGCAUUUUUUCUUCAGCCAAACAGUAAAAGUAAAAAAAUAAAGCUCUGAUGAUCACGCGGCUCAGCUGGAAUCGUCAGAACCUUUUAAAAGCAUUUCUUCAGCCGAAGAGGUUGUUUAAAAAAUGCUUUUAAAAGGUUCUGGUGAUCAGGCAACUCAGCUGGGAUCAUCAGAACCCUUUAAAAGCAUUUUUUCUACAACCUCUUCAGCCGAAGAGCUUGUAAAAAAAUGCUUUUAAAAGUAAAAAAAAAAAAAAGUUGAUCACACCUACCCAGUGACAUUAACCCCCCCCCCCACCAAGCCACGCCCACAGAACUGAUAGUAACAAAUUUUACAUUUCACGCCUGCUUAUAAACCACCAUUGGAAAAAGUCCUAAAAUUUGGUCUGGUUACCUAGUGAUCUGCUUUAUGUCCAUCAUGACUUAAAACUGUACAGGUAGUCCUCAACCUAUGACCACAAUUGAGCCCAACAUUUAUAUUACUAAGUGAGAAAUUUGUGAAGUGAGUUUUACAACUUCUCUUGCCACAUUUGUUAAGUGAAUCCCUGCUGUCGUUAAAUUGGUAACCCGGUUGUUAAGUGAAUCAGGCUUCCCCAUUGACUUUGCUUGUCAGAAGGUUGCAAACUGUGAUUACAUGACUCCGGGACACUGAAACCGUCAUAAAUGUGAGUCAGUUGUCAAGCAUCCGAAUGUAAAUCACCAGUGUGAAAAAUGGUCAUAAAUCACUUUUUUCAGAGCUGUUGUAACUUCGAAUGGUCACUAAGCAAAAUGUUGUAAAUCAAGGACUGCCUGUAAUUGCCAGGCUCAAUUAUAGUCGUAAUUCGAGGAUUACCUGUAGUUUGGCAGACUGAUGCAGGUGAAGAGAAGGAGCCAGUUUUUAAGCAGAAAGUUGGUCUUAUAUUCUGUAAACCACCUUGAGUCACAAUGGGUGAAUAGGCGGCAAUAUAAAUUCAAUAAAUGAAUAAAUAAAGUUAAUGGGGAAAUUGAUCCCUAGCGAGAAGACUAUAUGCAGGAUGACCAGGGCAAUUCAAAAUGCAUGGAUUUAUUCAAAAUAAAUGAUUCUUGCAGUAAUAAAUCCUGUGGCAGUGU
This is a messenger RNA of Ahaetulla prasina, 4246 nucleotides long. It is a transcript of the gene TBXA2R, whose product is annotated as thromboxane A2 receptor. The transcript is spliced from 3 exons. Gene Ontology annotation, cellular component: plasma membrane. Bases 304 to 1401 code for a protein of 365 amino acids. Gene Ontology annotation, molecular function: thromboxane A2 receptor activity. NCBI's taxonomy places the organism in Eukaryota, Metazoa, Chordata, Lepidosauria, Squamata, Colubridae. The record is from RefSeq and is a predicted model, not a curated record. Gene Ontology annotation, biological process: inflammatory response; positive regulation of blood pressure; positive regulation of cytosolic calcium ion concentration.